Oppiella nova is the source of this 2307-nucleotide messenger RNA. NCBI's taxonomy places the organism in Eukaryota, Metazoa, Arthropoda, Arachnida, Sarcoptiformes, Oppiidae. The record is from the annotation of a GenBank genome assembly.
AUGUUGCCGAAGAAGAUGAGGAGACGCCAGUUGUUGCAGUUGUGGUCACUGGUGUUGUUGUGCUCAAUACCGAUGUCUCUCUACAUCUAUACCCAACUGCGGGACAGGACUCACUCGAAGCACUUCUUAGGCUUCACCGACCGAGAGGCCAAACUCGCCGAACGCGUUAAAGAAGUGGAACAACAGAACCAGUUCUUGAGGCGACAGCUGAGUAUCUCGAGGGAGAAGUUGGUCUCAAUUAUGUCCGAUAAUCAAAACGACGCGAACAACAAGAAUAGCGACAAAUCGGAUGAGACUGUGCGACAAAAUCAAGUGUUAGCCAAUGGCAACGAUAAUGAUAAUGUGAUUUCACAGCCAUUAUCAGUGAACUCGGAGACAAAUUCGGUGCUCAACGCGACCACCGAUUGCCAUAAUCGGCACAAAGAUAUAGUUCCCAAGUGUGAGGUGAUUGAAAUAGUGAUUGUAUGCGCCGGUUAUAACUCAUCGAGAAGUGUGGUAACACUCAUCAAAUCGAUACUGUUUUACCGCAAGAAUCCCCUUCACUUCCACUUCAUUAGCGACUCAAUCGCACAACUGAUCCUUCAGACACUGUUCAAGACGUGGUCAGUCCCGGGACUGGCGUUUAAUUUCUAUUUAGCGGAUAAUCUCCAGUCAGACGUGUCGUGGGUUCCCAACAAACACUACUCCGGGGUCUAUGGGCUCAUGAAACUGGUGUUACCCAAAGCCCUUCCCCAGACUUUAGACAAAGUGAUUGUGUUGGACACCGACAUCACGUUCGCCACGGAUAUCGCCGAACUCUGGAACAUGUUCUCGAAGAUGACCAAAGAGUCCAUAGCUUUAGUCGAGAAUCAGAGCGAUUGGUAUUUGGGAAAACUCUGGAAGAAUCACAGGCCGUGGCCAGCAUUGGGCCGCGGAUUCAACACCGGAGUCAUUUUGUUUAGUUUGAAGCGUUUAAGACAAUUCAAUUGGUCUGUGGUGUGGAAGAUGGUGGCAGAGAAGGAGUUGAUGUCUAUGCUGUCGACUUCAUUGGCCGAUCAGGACAUCUUCAACGCCGUCAUCAAACAGUACCCGUUCCUCGUAUACCGUCUGCCGUGUCAGUGGAACGUACAGCUCAGCGACAACACCCUCUCAGACGCCUUGUGUUACACAGAAGUGCAGGACUUGAAGAUAAUUCACUGGAAUUCGCCGAAGAAGUUGAAAGUGAAGAACAAACACUUGGAGUUCUUUCGCAAUCUGUACCUAACGUUCCUCGAGUACGACGGAAACCUCUUGAGACGCGAACUCAUCGGUUGUAAUAAUAGCAAAGAGAACGCCAUAUACUCGGAGUCCACGAGUCUUAUCAACCAAUUAGAUGAAGACGAUCCGUGCUAUGAGUUCCGGCGCUCGCGAGUCACUCAACACAGGACUCACUUGUAUUACAUUGAAUACGAUUACGAGCCGUCGCCAGAAGGGAAUGAUGUGACACUUGUGGCUCAGUUAUCAAUGGAUAGGCUGCAGAUGGUAGAAGCUUUAUGCCAGCAUUGGGAGGGCCCCAUAUCACUGGCCAUGUAUAUGUCCGACUCUGAGGUCCAACAGUUCUUAGGCUACGCACAGACAUCAGAAAUACUACGCGAACGCAAGAACAUAGGCUAUCAUAUAGUCUAUAGGGACGGACCCUUCUAUCCCAUCAAUCACCUGAGGAAUGUUGCCCUCCAACAGGUGACCACACCUUUCGUAUUCCUAACUGAUGUCGAUUUCCUGCCAAUGUUUGGUCUCUACGAGUAUUUGAAGCGCUCGGUGGCUGCCAUGGGCUUGGAAUCGGCGUCGAAGAAGGCGCUGGUAGUGCCCGCCUUUGAGACGCAACGCUAUCGCAUAUCGUUCCCGAAAACCAAAGCCGAGCUCCUGUCGAUGUUAGACAUGGGAACGCUGUUCACGUUUAGAUACCACGUGUGGACCAAAGGGCACGCGCCCACCAAUUAUGCCAAUUGGAGGACAGCGACCACUCCUUAUCGGAUUACAUGGGAACAGGACUUUGAGCCGUAUAUUGUGGUUAAGAGAGAUAUACCUGAAUAUGACUCGCGGUUUGUGGGCUUCGGUUGGAAUAAAGUGUCGCAUAUUAUGGAACUCUAUGCCCAGGGCUUCGAGUUAAUAGUGUUGCCGAACGCCUUCAUAGUCCAUAUGCCACACGCGCCCAGCUUUGACAUCGCGAAGUACAGGUCCAGCUCUUCGUACCGGAAGUGCUUAAAGAUAUUGAAAGUAGAGUUUGUGAAGGACUUGAAUAAGAGGUACGGCCGACAGUUCACAGCCUCCGAGACGUUCAAACAUUGA